Papaver somniferum (opium poppy) is the source of this 1158-nucleotide messenger RNA. RefSeq lists its product as uncharacterized. The record is from RefSeq and is a predicted model, not a curated record. Bases 1 to 1158 code for a protein of 385 amino acids. NCBI's taxonomy places the organism in Eukaryota, Viridiplantae, Streptophyta, Magnoliopsida, Ranunculales, Papaveraceae. The transcript has 2 exons.
AUGGUGGUUGUCGACAUCUGGAGUUCAAUGCGUUCUAAAGCUUAUGUUUAUACAUCAAAAUCAAAGUCAUGGGAAUUAAUUGACAGAAUACCUUACCGUAUUUAUCACGAUGGAUAUGAUGAUGGAGUGUUUUUUAAUGGAUCCCUUCACUGGCUUGCGCGUGCUGCUGGACAAGACUCCACUGUACUGAUCUGUUCUGAUACUGUUAAUGAGAGAUUCCAGAAGGUGGAAAUGCCAGAAGCUUCUAUUCCAUAUCCAGAGGAACCUUUGGGAAAAAAUAGGUUCCAUGGAAAUGUGGGGGCAUCGGGAGACUGCCUAUGUUUAGUUUUUCAUGUUUUUAAUGUCCGCAUUGGUGUAUGGAUUAAGCAAGAUUAUGAAGUGAGAGAAUCUUGGGCUAAAAGCUUCUCUAUUACUCAUGAGAGUAUCGUAUAUGUGUCAAAUGUUUUAUAUUUGGAAUCCGACAACAAACGGGUACAAGCAAAUACUCAUGGGAUUCGAAAAGAAUUUGAUGGGUGUGGAUUUGGUUAUGAUUACAAGACUGGAGAUUACAAAUUGGUUACGGUUGUGUUCAGACGGGCUACAAAUUGUUCAGAUAUUAAUGUCUAUACACUAAGAUCAGGUUCAUGGAAAACAAUUCAGAGAGUACCUUAUUAUCUAUAUAACAAAUACCUUCAUGAAGGAGUCUUCUUUAAUGGAGCUCUUCAUUGGUUUGCGCAUACUUUUGGAAAGGACUCCACUGCACUGAUGUGUUUCGAUAUAGUCAAUGAGAGAUCCAUGGAGAUAGCACUGCCAGAAACACCUAUGCCAUCAUGUCCAGAAGAGGCUUUGAAAAAAGAUAUCGCCAUAGAUUUGGGUGUAUUGGCAGGGUGCCUAUGUUUAGUUUUUGGGAUUUGGAGAACCCGCAUUGAUGUAUGGAUAAUGCGAGAUUAUGGGGUGAGAACAUCCUGGGCUAAAAGUCUCUCCAUUACCCAGGAGAUAAUGACUAGUAACAUUUGGGAUUUGAAGUUAGCAUGGAGUUUCAAGAACAAUGAGACUUUGUGGGAAGUCGAUAAGGGUUUCAUUUUAUAUGACUCAAACAGCAAACUAUAUAGAAAACUGAAGUUGGAUUCUGAUGCUUUUAGAAGGUGGUCUGUAACAAGAAAUCAUAUGCAUGGUUAG